Messenger RNA from Penicillium nucicola, 1734 nucleotides. RefSeq names its product U2 snRNP complex subunit CUS1. Lineage: Eukaryota; Fungi; Ascomycota; Eurotiomycetes; Eurotiales; Aspergillaceae. The coding region runs from base 1 to 1734 and encodes 577 amino acids. Gene Ontology annotation, biological process: mRNA splicing, via spliceosome. The transcript has a single exon. The record is from RefSeq and is a predicted model, not a curated record. Gene Ontology annotation, cellular component: U2 snRNP; precatalytic spliceosome; nucleus.
AUGAAACCAAGCAAGAACCAGCUAAGAAGGGCAAAGAAAAAGGCUCAAAAGGCCGAGGUGAGAUCAAACCCACCGACGAAGUAUCUCACAGAGAAGACCGAAACUAAUUACCAUGCAAAGGCUGCCACCUUGCCUGUUCAAAAUGAGACCCCCAUAGAGCCGCCCGCCCCUCUUCCUACUGCCCAAGAUACAACAAUUGACGACUUUGAUCUGGCAUCCGAGCCCAGUGAUCCACUAUGGGAAAUGUACAAAGAUGUUGCCGGCAAGUUCGACGAAGUGGCACCGGAAAAUUUGACUUCGAAGGAUUCUGAAAAACCCGAGGUCUAUUUUGAUGAUGGCGAUGAAAUCCCCGACGAAGAGCAGGAAAAUGAGCCUAAGCUGUCAAAAAAGAAACGAAAAGAAUUGAACAAACUCUCGGUUGCAGAAUUGAAGGCAAUGGUCCGGAAGCCAGAAAUUGUUGAAUGGACAGACACAUCCGCCCCCGACCCUCGACUUCUCAUUCACAUUAAAGCCCAUCGCAACGUGGUUCCUGUUCCUUCGCAUUGGUCUCUCAAACGAGAAUAUCUCUCGUCCAAGAGAGGAGUCGAGAAGGCACCAUUCGCGUUGCCUAAAUUCAUACAGGAGACAGGAAUCUCUGAAAUGCGCGACGCCGCCUUGGACAAGCAGGAACAGUCCUCCUUGAAACAAAAGCAGAGAGAACGAGUCCAACCGAAAAUGGGAAAACUCGACAUUGAUUACCAAAAGCUCUACGAGGCGUUCUUCCGUUUCCAGACUAAGCCCGAGUUGACUCGCUAUGGCGAGAUAUAUUACGAAGGCAAAGAAUACGAAACUAACCUUAAGCAUCUUCGCCCCGGUGAGAUUAGUGAUGAGCUCAGAGAUGCUUUGAACAUGGCGCCAGGGGCUCCUCCUCCUUGGCUUGUGAAUCAGCAACGAUAUGGCCCCCCACCUUCUUACCCUGCAUUGAAACUUCCUGGUCUCAAUGCGCCACCCCCGCCAGGUGCGACGUGGGGUUACCAUCCAGGAGGCUAUGGAAAGCCUCCCGUUGAUGAACAUAAUCGCCCACUCUAUGGAGGCGAUAUCUUCGGCGUUCUGCACCCUCAACAACACGCCCAGCAAGGAGAACCGAUUGAGAAAGACCUUUGGGGCGAGCUUCAAGAAUCAGAGGAGUCGGAGCCAGAGAGCGAAGAAGACGAAGAAGACGAGGACGACGAAGAGCCUGAUGAAGAUGGGAUGGAAACAGAUGCUCAUUCCCCCAGCGGUUUGGAGACUCCCAGUGGCAUCGAUUCAACGGUACCAUCCGAGUUUGUUGGAACUGAAAGUGUCUCUGGGGAAUUUGAUGUCCGCAAACAUCACCGUGGAACUGAGACAGAAGAAUCUGUGCACCCUAGAAGUGCAUACCAAGUAAUCCCAGAGAGACAAACGAAUGUGCAAGGCUUUUUCGGCGGCGACAGAGCAUACGACCUCGCCGGGUCCUCGGGAAAACCUCCCGUUCUCGGGGCAGAUGACUCAAAUCGGAAACGCAAAAAGCCCGGCGAUGUUGAGGUUUCUGUUGACUUGGAUGCAAUUCAGUCCAAUGAUGGCAUCAGCAAGGAAAGUCUCCACGACAUGUACGAGACCGAGAGACAACAACAAAAUCAACCAAGCUGGGGGUUCAAGGAGGACUUGAGUGAUAUGAUCGCCCAGGAGAGCCGUAAAAGGCUGCGAAAGGAAGAGGAGAGACGGACAAAGCACUGA